Diachasmimorpha longicaudata is the source of this 1261-nucleotide messenger RNA. It is a transcript of the gene Atf3, whose product is annotated as activating transcription factor 3. Gene Ontology annotation, cellular component: nucleus. Lineage: Eukaryota; Metazoa; Arthropoda; Insecta; Hymenoptera; Braconidae. Gene Ontology annotation, molecular function: DNA-binding transcription factor activity, RNA polymerase II-specific; RNA polymerase II cis-regulatory region sequence-specific DNA binding. The record is from RefSeq and is a predicted model, not a curated record. Gene Ontology annotation, biological process: regulation of transcription by RNA polymerase II. Bases 178 to 996 code for a protein of 272 amino acids. The transcript is spliced from 4 exons.
CGCGGCCGCGAAUUAACCACAGUCGCGCGCCGGCAGCCGACGGAGGAGACGGCUAAUGUGUUGUUUACGUUAUUGUUUUUUUUCACCAUUUUGUUAUCAACAUAUAGGAUACACCCACCAAUACCCAGUGGAUAUAAACUAUUGGAUAAUCAAGAGGUUCAAUGUUAAUUAUUGAUCAUGUACAAUCUAAAUGUGAACGUGAAUCCUAGUCCAACGACUGCCGCGGGUCUACUCGGCGUUGCGGCAGCCGAGGUCACACCGAGGACACCGGAGAUUGUAAAUUCAUUAAUUGCAAUGACAAAUCCCUUCGAGGGCUUUGCCAGUGAAAAAAGUCGCGAGAGGACAGACUCGACCAGCAGCGGGGGCGAGCCAAGUCCACCUAGUGUGCAGCACACUUGCAGUCAGUUGAUAAAAGAAGGACUCAAGCUGACGCUGCAGACGAAAAGGCGAGCGAAUGGCAGUGGUGAUGAGGGGAAAAAAAAGUCGAGGAAGGAGGAUAAUAGUGCUGACGAUGAGGAGGAUGAUGAUUCUAGUAAUCACAAUUUUAGAGCUGGGUUAACACCAGAAGACGAGGAAAGACGCAGAAGACGAAGGGAGCGCAAUAAAAUAGCCGCAACGAAAUGCAGAUUAAAAAAGCGUGAGAAAACGGUGAUUCUGGUACAGGAAUCAGAGACCCUGGAGUCACAGAAUCACGACCUAAAGUCCCAGAUCCAAGAGCUAGAGACCCAGAGAAGAAGACUCGUGGACAUGUUAAGCCUCCACACCCCGACAUGCCUGAAACAAGGUGCGAAUAGUGACACCUCCUGCCAACAAUUCAACGAUCCCCUCUACAUCCACAAUUACCAGGAUAAUUAUCCACCACCGGCCCUAAAUCAACCCCAGAAUUGUGUUACUGAGUAUCCAGUAAAAGUCGAGAGUUACGAGACAUCCGGGCAGGAUUAUUACAGAGAAGAUAGUCCGUUUGUUCCAACCUCCGAUGCAGGAUGCACAGCUUAGCUUAUGUUAAUUAUCUUUUCGUUUCGUUUUUUUGGUUUCAAAAUAAGUCUCUGCGAAUUCUCGAAAUGAAUGACAUCGUUAACUUCAUCGAUAAUAUUGACAAACUUGCAGAGAAAAUGACUAUGCAUUCCAUGAGAAAGUUGACAGAUUAGAAGAGAUAAAAUUGUUCAAUUGAAUAUCAGUGCCUUCCGUUCAUAAACGUCCACAGCAAAAUAAUUCUUAAGUGAAAAUCGCGUGCUCUCUCUCUCUCUCUCUCUUUUCUCUA